Neoarius graeffei (lesser salmon catfish) is the source of this 1742-nucleotide messenger RNA. Its product is annotated as SLAM family member 7-like. Lineage: Eukaryota; Metazoa; Chordata; Actinopteri; Siluriformes; Ariidae. The transcript has 5 exons. The coding region runs from base 421 to 1110 and encodes 229 amino acids. The record is from RefSeq and is a predicted model, not a curated record.
CACCUACCCGGUGGAGAUGAGCUGGGAAACUGAAGACUGAAGGAACAGCUCCCUCUCUGAUCCUGACUGUCUGACCUGUUCUGUCAAAAUCCUUCAUAUUAGCCACAAAGUCAGAAAAAUCUGUUCGUAAAAUUACGUUAUAAUGACCAAAUACAAUGAAAAGUAUUUUUCCAGUCUCACCUGUGAAAGGUAAUCCCAUGUGAUCUCGUUUGGACGGUAAACCUGUUGGUACAGUUAAACGCAGCACAUUAAUGAGGCAUCUUUAUUCUCGGCUACUGUCUAGACGCUAUACCAGAGACGGUUGAAGAAUCUCCACUUUGCCACAUCCAAUAUGGCGGCGAGGAUGACGUAUGAUUCUACGCAGAAUGCGACGUCUAUGUUUAUGUCUAUGGUGUGUGUGUUGUUUUGGCCGACACAGUGAUGGUGCUCAAAGCUGGGAGCUCCCUGGAUCUUCCAUUAAAAUCUCCAGUAGAAUCAGGGUUAUUAGUUCAGUGGGCCUUCAAUAAGAGCACUUUUGCUGAAUACAGUACAGACCAAAAUUAUACAUUUCUGGAAUCACAGUUCACUGGACGGUUAAAGGGGGAUGAUGAUAAAGUUGGAGUAACUGUACAAGAUCUUCAACCUCAAGACUCUGGAACCUUUGUAGUGACUGGAGAUAGCAUUAAAACACAGCUUCCAGCACAGAUAUUUAAAGUUUAUAUUCAGAGUCCUAUAACAGCUGUGCAGAUUGAGAAGACUCAAACAUGGCUGACAUCCAACAACAGUUGUGAAGUUGUUGUGAAGUGUGCAGCACCCGGAGCUGAGAGGGUCUCCUACUCAUGGAGCGGCUAUCAGACUGCAAGUGGAGCUCAGCUGCAGUUCAGUCUCUCACCAGCAGAAGGAGCUGUUACACUGAACUGUACUGCAGCUAACAGCAUCAGCUACAGUUCUGCUUCAGAGACACUGAGCUGUAGCACCAACACAGGAGCUCCAUUGUCAGUGCUCAAACUGAUCAGUAGUCUUGUGGCGGCCUCUCCCUAUCUGCUGGUGACGAUCAUUCUGGGAGUAAAAUGUUACAGAGCACACGGUCAUCAUAACAGCCAGGAUGCUGUAACUGUAAUUGAGGAAUAAGUGCUUGGCUCUUUGUGGUUCAGCAUAUUUUCCUGUUCUUAUGUUUGCACAUUUCUGGAUUGAGUGCUCUUAUGAUUGCUGGGGAAACUCAGUUUUCACUCUUUCUUCAAGCUCUCUGGUUCGUCUUCCAGUCCCUUGUAUUUGAAAAGAUCCUAGUCUUUCUUCCUUGGUCAUUUGAUUGCCACACUUAUCACAUCUAUCACAAUAUUCUGCUCCAUUUAUAUUCUCAGUGUCUGUUUGUUUUACUGUACUGGUUAUCUGCCUGUAUCUGGAGAUCACACAGGAUUUUUGUUGACUUCUGCUGCUCUGUGUGAUUCCACUUGUGAGGAAAUACGACUGUCCAAACCAUAUUCAUGUUCAUCUGUCCCUGUACACAAGCCUAGCCAUGUUUACUGCAGCUAAUAUCAUAAAGUGCUGUAAAAGACGACAUGUUUGUGUCAUCUGAUCAAGGAUCUGUGAACAGAGGAGGAUUUGAACAUUAGAGUCUCUUUACAUUUAAAUAAACUGCUCCAUUUGCCCUUUAUCUGUUUUUGCACUUUUGUGAAUGAUGUCUGGAUAGUUUCUGACUGUAUUUUUAUCUACUGGACUCUUGUAUUUAUUAAUAAACCUCCUGGACAUGGAUCCUCACACAU